Molecule: messenger RNA, 2171 nt
Organism: Bolinopsis microptera
Lineage: Eukaryota; Metazoa; Ctenophora; Tentaculata; Lobata; Bolinopsidae
Product: very long chain fatty acid elongase 6-like
Exons: 8
Coding region: 52-924 (290 amino acids)
Biological process (GO): fatty acid elongation, saturated fatty acid; very long-chain fatty acid biosynthetic process; fatty acid elongation, monounsaturated fatty acid
Cellular component (GO): endoplasmic reticulum membrane
Molecular function (GO): fatty acid elongase activity
Source: RefSeq, a predicted model, not a curated record
CAACACUACUAUAUAACAAAUAAUUUGAGGGCGUAAAGGAAAAUCGCAAUAAUGUCAAUGUUCUGGGAGGCAUUCAAAGUUGGUGAUUUUGACUACCUGCUACAAUGGAUGAAGCACAACUGGACACUUUCUAUCUACAUAUCACUCGUAUACGUUAUCCUUAUCUUCUGGGGCCAGUCAUACAUGAAGACCAGAACGCCUUUCAAAUUGCGCCCUCAAUUGUUUAUUUGGUCACUUGCCCUCGCCCUCUUCAGCAUAUGGGGUGCUUACAGAACAUUCGGCGGAAUAUUAAGCGAUGCCCAAGAGAACGGGUGGCUCUAUACAAUGUGCUCACUAAGCUAUCUCAAUGAACAGCCGUCCCAAAAUAACUCUCCUCUCUGGGCGUUUCUUUUCAUGUUCAGCAAGUUGCCAGAACUGGGAGACACAAUCUUUGUGGUCCUGAGAAAACAGAGACUGAUAUUCCUGCACUGGUAUCAUCACAUCACUGUUUUUGUGUACUGCUGGUACAGCUACGGACACCCUGUUGCAACUGGUAGAUGGUUCAGCGCGAUCAAUUACAUGGUUCACGCUAUCAUGUACAGUUACUACGCUAUCAGGGCAUCCGGCCACAAAACCCCCAAGUUUAUCCCAAUUUGCAUCACAACUGCCCAGAUUCUUCAGAUGGUCGCCGGUAUCUUUGUCAACGUAUACGCCCUGAAAAUGGUGGUACAGGGCGAGAGUUGUUAUGUGGGUACAACCAACAUCUACCUCUCCCUCUGCAUGUACGGCAGCUACUUCCUUCUCUUCUGCAACUUCUUCAUCAACACUUACCUCAGAAAACCAAAGGACAAGGUCAAGGUGGAAGCUGCAGCCAACAAGGACGCCAUUAAGCAAGAGGAAAUCACCACCUCUUCAACAGUCCGUCACAGAAAUGUCGUGCAAUAAACCGAUAUGUUUCUCGGAACUUGAGCCAUUUUCUGUUUAUCCAAGCUGACAUUUCAUAGGUUCAAUGAUCAUAUUUACUUCAUAUAAAGUGAUAACGCGUAUUGAAAGCAGUUUAUAAAUAUUCUCAUGUAAAUUUGUGAUUAGGUUAGUCAACUUUAGACCGUAUCGGGUAAUUAUUGAAUUAGGAUUCAACAGUACAGCCACUUGUAUUGCUGAUAUGAAAACCAAUUUGGUCGUUAUUCACCAAUUUGGUCAUUAUCAUUAUUUCAUACUAUGAUAAUAGCAUACUUUUGGUAGAAUAAUAUAAAAUUGCUAAAAUAUUUUCGUUAGGUUAAAUUUCUUUGAAUUUUAGGGAGAUUUUGUAUUUUCGGCACCAUUGUCGCAGAAAAUGUUCGUGGUGUAACGAAAAGAAUAUUUACGCCAAGUGCUCAUAGAUAUAAAUGUUGAUAAAUUUUUAAUAAAAUGAGGUUUAUCUGAAUUAAUGUAAGCCUUUGAGAAUGACUUAUUUUGGUGAGGAAAUAUAGAUAGCUCAAAAUGUUUAUCCGGGAAAUAAAAUGAUCGGAUCUCGAAAAAUGUCGAUGAUCCCUUCUCAGCCAAGUGGUCUUCAAGUCUACUAUUUAUUUGUUAAUUUCCAUCUAGAAAUAAUUUGCGUUCAAGUUGAAGUGAACAGGAUCAAUAAUAAAACAUGCACUGUCUAAUCAAAAAUAUAAAUAUAAAUUUUUUUAUAACUGAAAUAAUGUCAUCGGACUCUCAGCCAAAAUCUUUAAAACAUUUUGUAUUGAAGCGGACGUAAUUUGUCCAUCAACAAAUAUAAUUCAUGUUACAUUGUGAUUUGAUUUUAAUUCUUUCUACGGCAUGUCAUAAUCACUUUUUGGAGAUCUGAACACCAGAUGGUAUAGAAUGUACCACUGUUGAUGGACAAAUAACAAUACAUGUAUCUAUAAAAUAGCAGCUGUCCCUUCGAAAGCUUUUCUUAACUUCAUAACAUGUAUAAUUAUGGUAGUUUGAUUGUUAACUGUACAUUAAUCGGAAUGUUUAUCACACAAAUCAAUGCACGUAUGUCGUACAUAUCUAUAUAUAUAGUUUUUGUAGUUUGUGUUUUGUUAGAAUAUUCAAUAUCGAAUAGGGCAAGAUCUCUUCUCGAAUCUCGGGGGUAUUUAUAUUUAAAGAUGUUUUGUUAGCAAAUUAUUACACUAUCUUAAACUUUGUAAAUUAGGAAAAAUGUCAUCAUGCCUGAUGCCACCAAG